CAUUUGCAGUAAAUCGCCGAGAAGUCGUGGGAAAAUUAAAAACCAUGUAAAUAAACUAAAAUUAACCACCUUUUCAAGAUGAAUUUCAAGUGAUCGCCAUUAUGCAUUUAACCCGCCUGACCUGUGUAGCAUCUUAGAUAUCUGUUCUAAGGUAUUCAUUGUGUAGAAUGUCAUGUUAUGCCCUUGCAAUGCUAAUCCCACACUGAUUUUUUUUGUUUACAUUUUUAUCAAUGAGAAAUAUGGCGUCCAUCCCGAGCUGAAAUGACAUGGCGUUAAAUUUUUACAUGUUUAAGCAAACCUGGUGUGUUAGAAAGAAAAUCUCAUCCCUUCAACAUUAUUUGGAACACUGUUAUUGUAAAAAACCUGUUUUUUCCUUAUACAAAAGCUUAAUAUUUUGUGUUGAAUGUACUUUCACAAAGACCUCUGUUUUCCUAUUACAUUCAUAGUACCACAUCCUUACACACAAAAUACUGAAUAUUACAGGUGUCCAUCAGUAUUAUAUCAGUUUAGGAAUAUGUUUUUUAUUUUCCCACCAUCGAUUUCUUGAAUAUGCACCCCUUCCGCAUUUCUGUAUGAACUGUGAAUGUAGCAAUAUGCGUCCCCUUAACUAUUUUAUAAUCUUUAUUAUGUUAAUAGAGCUUGUAUAACUGGUCUUAAGAAACAUUAAUAUACUAUAUACCUAUGAAGAUCUUAAAAUUCUGUAAAUACAAGAAAUGUAAUGCUAAGAUAUUUUGUAAAAAAAAAGAUAAACAAGCGUGUAAGCGGAACUAGAGCAUGGAACCUUUCAUUCUAAUUUUAACAUCCGUGUUGAUUUAGCAUGUAAACUUUAUGGUUUACUGUUUCGAAUUUUGAGAACGAAGAAAUCACUAUAUCAGUGUAAUAUAGACUGGAUUAGAGAUGGUGGAGCAACUUCUUAUUGAAAAUGCUAAGCUGCCUAUGAUGCAGCUGGUUAGGAAAAGAUAUAAAGGAAUUCAAAUGGUGGAAAAUGAAAUUGAGCAAAUUGAAAAGAUGGACACAAGAGAGGACGAUAUAUGGGUCUGUUCGUACCCAAGAUCAGGGACAACUCUUGCACAAGAGAUGACGUAUUUGAUUCAAACGUUAGACUUCGAGACUGCAAAGAGUGUCAAACUUGAUGACCGAUUUCCAAUAAUCGAAUUUAAGGAUGAUAGAUACCCUUGUUACAGAGGUAUUAAAUACAUCGAACAAAUGGAAUCCCCUCGGAUGAUCAAAACACAUCUACAUCAUUUCCUGCUACCGGAGCAACUACAGAAAGGAAAAGGAAGGAUAAUAUAUAUUGCUAGAAAUCCAAAGGAUGCUUUAACGUCAUACUUUCGCAUGAUGGAAUUGGCAAACGAAUUGGCAGAGGACGAAAAAACACUCGACCUUCUAGCUGAUGGAUUUAUCAAGGGAACAGGAUAUGCCUGUCCAUGGACAAGGCACGUGUUGGAAUACUGGGAAAGACAGAAUGCCAGUCAAGUUUUAUUCCUAAAAUAUGAGGAAGUAGUGCGGGAUAAGCUUGCUGCCGUUAGACGCAUUGCAGACUUUCUUGGACGUAAACUUACGGAAGAUGAUAUAUCCAGAAUAGCUGACCACUGCAGUGUGGCCAAUAUGCGAGAUAAUCCCGCAGUCAAUAAUUCUUACUGGGUAGAAUUUAAGAAAAUGAACUUCGAAAAUGGUGCUCGCUUUAUCAACGAAGGUGUUCCUGGUACAUGGCAGAAGUUUCUGAAGCCUGAACAAAGUUCGAAAAUCGAUGAAAUGAUUCGUGAAGUAGCAAAGUCAGGUCUAAUUCUUGAACACACGUCUGAGCCUAUUCCAAGUAGCACUGAAACAACUUAAAGCAUCGAUUUUUCUUUCAAAUCAUAUCCCGUCCUUGAAUAACGUGUUUAUAGAACACAUAGGAACACGAUUUUUAUAUGUGGAGAACUCACUAAUUUUCAGAGGAAACGUUUCAAGUUAUCUUUGAUUGAAACAUUCAUACCAGUGAACUUUUCAUUUCAUUAUACCCCCACCAAACAUGGUGGGGGGGGGGGGGGGAGAGGGGGUAUAUAGGAGUCAGUUUUGUCGCGUCGCGUCCCGUCGCGUCCCGAAAUCUAUUAUCUCAGUUAUUACUAAAUGAAUUUGAUUCAAACUUAAAAUAGAUGUUCCACCUUAUCACCCACAUCAUGUGACACAAUGUCCAUAACUCUGACACCAAGUUUUCAUGAAUUAUGUCCCCUUUUGCUUAGAAUUUAAGGUUAAUUUUGUUGUAUUUUCACUAUAUCUCAGUUAUUACAAAAUGGAUUUGAUUCAAACUUAAAAUAGUUAAUCCACCUCAUCACCCACAUCAUGUGACAUAAGGUGCAUAACUCUGACACCAAUUUUUUAUGAAUUAUGUCCCCUUUUUACUUUAAAUUUAAGGUUGAUUUUGAUGUAUUUUCACUAUAUCUCAGUUAUUACAAAAUGGAUUUUAUUCAAACUUAAAAUAGAUGUUCCACCUCAUCACCCACAUCAUGUGACACAAGGUGCAUAACUCUGACACCAAUUUUUUAUGAAUUAUGCCCCUUUUUACUUAGAAUUUAAGGUUAAUUUUGAUGUAUAUUCACUGUAUCUCAGUUAUUACAAAAUGGAUUUGAUUCAAACUUAAAAUAGAUGUUCCACCUCAUCACCCACAUCAUGUGACACAAGGUGCAUAACUCUGACACCAAAUUUUCUUGAAUUAUGUCCCCUUUUACUUAGAAUAUAAGGUUAAUUUUGAUGUAUUUUCACUAUAUCUCAUUCUGAUUGGCUUAGGGCCAAAGGGAAGUAACCUUUUUUUAACUUUUAUACUGAGUUUCUUCCCCUUAAAUUCCAGGAAUUAGUCUAUUUUUAGAAAUCCUAUUUUUAGAUUUUCAAUAUUUUAGGUAGUUUUCUAACUUUUUCAUUAUCAGUCCUUUGUAAAAAGUAAAUACAUUUUUCUGUGGUAACAUGGGUCGGUAAGCGCUUUUUUGUAUUCACUUUUAGUGUAUCCCUAAUAUUAGAGAUUUUUUAUAUUUACCUCAUCCCUCAUCCAGGGCACAUAAUUAUACUAGUAUUACUUAUAUGUGGUAGCCCAGGAUGAAGUACUCCAAAGGUGAGUAAACUUCUUUUUAAGUAUUAAGCUUUUUUGACAUUUUUAUAUUAUUCUAAGUAUUUUUAAGAUUACUUAUGGUUGCCAUUCUUCUGUGACAAGACCGUAUGGUGGGGGUAUGAGUCACUCCUGUGACAGUUCUAGUUUAUCAUUGACAAUAGAUAAAUGGUACACAGCUGCUGAGGCAUUUUGUACAAAGACAUAAUAUAGUACUAAGUAUUUUAUUAGACAUUUUAAUAAGCUUUUAUAUGGAUUGUCAAGAUAAUAGAACUAAUGAUAUCUGUACAUUGACAUUUAUAAUUUAUUGUAUACGAUUAUAUAAUUACCAGUACCCUAAUGAGAAUACUCCUAUUGGCUUAAAAUCACAAGCUUCAAUAUAUUCCGUCCUACUUUAGGAAGCAGUAGUCAGUGGUAUAAAGUUAACCGCUUUUGCAAAUAAUCAAGACAUUAUAGCUCAACUAAGCCAUCUUGUUUCCUUCAGAAUGAAUAACAAACUGAAAUGAUUUCACUGUAUGUAUAUAGAUAGUAAUUUCAACUGUUAUUACCCAUACAACUGGAAACUAAAAUUAAAGAAUAGCACAGUCUACACUAAAAGAAACUAAAUUUUAUAGACCAACAUUCCCCCCUGUUUUAUUUUCAAGAGAAACUAAAAAUAUAGAUAGUAAUUUCAACUGUUAUUACCCAUACAACUGGAAACUAAAAUUAAAGAAUAGCACGGUCUACAGUAAAAGGAACUAAACAAUAUAGAUAGAAUCUUUAGUACAAUUAUCCCUACACAUAGAAACUAAAACAGAUGUAAAAAAAAACUUUGAUCUUUUAAUAAAAUAUUCCAUUAUCCUU
Messenger RNA from Mercenaria mercenaria, 3925 nucleotides. RefSeq names its product sulfotransferase 1C2-like. Gene Ontology annotation, cellular component: cytoplasm. Gene Ontology annotation, biological process: sulfation. The record is from RefSeq and is a predicted model, not a curated record. The transcript has 7 exons. Bases 898 to 1836 code for a protein of 312 amino acids. Gene Ontology annotation, molecular function: sulfotransferase activity. Lineage: Eukaryota; Metazoa; Mollusca; Bivalvia; Venerida; Veneridae.